Molecule: messenger RNA, 714 nt
Organism: Talaromyces proteolyticus
Lineage: Eukaryota; Fungi; Ascomycota; Eurotiomycetes; Eurotiales; Trichocomaceae
Exons: 1
Coding region: 1-714 (237 amino acids)
Source: RefSeq, a predicted model, not a curated record
AUGGUGUUUGCAGGUUUCAUGACGCCGGGUCCUUCUCCAUAUGUACCUGUGCCAGAAGAUGGCGAGGUGGAAAAGGACUCUCUGUUACCUCGGUCUCCAGAGCAACAGCAUUGGUUCUCACAUGACAAACAGGCCUCUAGAACGCGUCUACUUCUUUCGCACGCCGCGACAUUCCUGGUUGCUGUGCUUCUCACGACAAUUAUUGUCAUAAUCUGCCGACCAUUCACAAGCAAAACGACAACGGAACAAAGAAUGAAAUAUUUACAUUGCGGAAACUCAACGGCGGAAGCCCGAGCACAGGGAUGUGUGUUCGACCUACUCGCUAACAUGUGGGUGCCCGAAUUAUGCUGGGACAAGGAAGGAACGGAGGAGUUUAUGCGCACAGCGCCAUGGCAAGCCUACGAUUCACAGGACGGUACACGACUCCUGACACUCGAAGAAAUGUCGGAACGAGUUGAAAGAGAUCGACCGUACUGGACACCAUUACGCGAGCAUGUCAUCCACUGCGCACUAAUGUGGCAAAGGCAGCAUCGAGGGUUUCUGAGCGGGUAUUCUGAGCAGAUGGAUUUUGAUUCGCUGAGUUAUCAGCAUACGGUGCAUUGCUCCACGAGUCUCAUGCAUAUGGCUGGCAUAGGUGAUCAGCCGCCUGAUCCUUUGGAUAAGAUAGCUACUUAUACCUGGGUUGGCUUUUCGGAUUGUAAAGUGGAGAUCUAA